AUGGAUUCUGACACUGAAAAUCGAAGGGAAGAAAAUAGUGAUGCUCCCAGACAUACUUUAAUGGGAAAAUGCGUUAUGAAAACCAUAACUCAUCCCCUGGAUUAUGCUAGAUUUUUGGUGCAGAUUGGCCAUGAACCAAUGGCACCGUAUCGCCACAGAAGUAUUUUUGGUGAAGAACGAUUGUUCCUGCCGAAUUUGGUAGUUUAUGCUAAAUACAUUUAUUCAGUUGAUGGAUUUAAAGGAAUGUAUGUCGGAUUAGCUCCUAAGAUCAUAGGCAUUUGUAUUGAACAUUAUUCGUCGUCACUAAUGUCUGAUUAUAUUCAAAUUGACAAAAAUCUAAAUGUAGAUAAUACAGAUUCAGAUUUAGAAGUAUGGAAAAAAUGUGCAAUCAAAACAUCAAAGGAAAUGAUAUGUACAGCCACAAGCAUCAUUUUGAGUCAUCCCUUACACAUUAUUUCUAUGAGAAUGAUGGCCCAAUUUGUGGGUUAUGAACAUCGUUACACUUUAGUGUUACAAUCAAUUUCACUUAUUAGUCGUGAAGAAGGAGUAAAAGGACUAUUCACUGCUAUCAUUCCACGUCUUUUAGCUGGUUUGGGAACUGUAAUUCUUGUCAAUGUGGCAAAACAAGCAUUUUCACGUUAUUUAUUUGAUCCUUCACCUUUGACAUUGAACAUUGCUGAUUUUACCGCUUCGUAUUUAGCCAAUGCAGCUACGUAUCCAUUUAAUGUUGUAACUGCUUGUACAGCAAUCAACAACUGCGGGUUAGCUGCUGGCAUGCCUCCAGAUAUGCCUGUAUUUGGAAAUUGGUUGGACUGUAUGAAAUAUCUGUACAGAAAUGAACAGCUGAACCGCGGAUCAUCAACUUGGUUCAGACGUGUUCCACAAACACAAUCAAAACUCCUAAAAUUGCUCUAAUUUAGGCGCCUAGUCAUUCUAUGUUGAUUGUUAUUUAUAUGUACAAAAUGAAAAUAAGUUAAAAUUUUAGUAAAUAUUUUUAGCAGAACUGGAAACAUAAAUAGUAUUGUAUCAUCAUAUUUUAAAUUGCAUUUUUAUUAUUAUUAAUAAUUUAAACAUUUUAUGCAGACCAAA
This is a messenger RNA of Myzus persicae (green peach aphid), 1089 nucleotides long. Its product is annotated as mitochondrial carrier homolog 2-like. Bases 1 to 915 code for a protein of 304 amino acids. The record is from RefSeq and is a predicted model, not a curated record. NCBI's taxonomy places the organism in Eukaryota, Metazoa, Arthropoda, Insecta, Hemiptera, Aphididae. The transcript has 7 exons.